Messenger RNA from Klebsormidium nitens, 1179 nucleotides. NCBI's taxonomy places the organism in Eukaryota, Viridiplantae, Streptophyta, Klebsormidiophyceae, Klebsormidiales, Klebsormidiaceae. The record is from the annotation of a GenBank genome assembly.
AUGGUCAACGAGGAAGGAGAGAAACUGAAGUGCUCAACUCGAGAAUUCUAUGGUGACGCCAAAUACAAGUACAGCAACGCCAAGAUCAAGCGGUGGUACGAUAAGAGCCCGGAGGUGCUCGAGGCCAUCCGCAACAUGCCCACCAAGAAGACCUCGGAGAGCACCAAAUUCCUAGCUUACGUGCACUAUAUGCUGCCCAGGCUCGACAUGCUCCUCGUCUACCACAUGAGGCAGGGCUUUAGGGGGCUCAAGUUCAAACGGUAUAUCUCGGCUCAGAAGAAGCUUCAUUCGCUCUGCAAAGCUAUCACCAGGCGAGUAGGGUGCAAGACGGUGGUGGGCUUCGGAGACUGGUCGAACAAGGACUCCGGAGGCAUCAUCAAGGGAUCUCCGUCCGGGCCAGUGAAGCGACUGGAGCGGGAGCUUCGCAAGCAUUGCAGGGUGGUCUCGAUGGACGAAGUUCAGGACCAGCAAGCUGCACUUCGACUGCAAGACGCAGCUGCACAACCAGUAUUCGGAGAAGCGGUGCAAGGAUGGGGCGAAAAAAGGCCACCACCGAUGGCCACCAGAACACGACGGAAAAAGAUCAGCCCUCCAGUGGAUAUGUACGCGUUCAAGAGGGCUCCCGGCGUACGAAAACGAUUACAAAUGAGGAAGAAAGGGACCUCGGACCCGAGUAGACCGCUUCCCUUCUCUCUGACGGGUUUCGACAACCGGGUUUACGAGCAGGCGCGGACAUUCGUGGAGACACUGGAUGAUCCAGGGGACGUCCCUCCGCAGAUCACGGUCGGUGUUUAUCCGAAUGGAGUUCCAGUCGAAUUCAACGAUCUACAAACCUUGCACAACGGCGAGAUCAUCAGUGAUGCGAUCGUGGACGGCAUGUGCAAGCUAAUUAACAACAAGGACGACUGCAUCGCAUACCCAAGCAUCGUGUAUACGAUGGCGACUCACGGGCAGAUCGGCCCCCUCCUGAAUCGCAACCAUGAGAGCGUGUGGAAGGACGGCAACGACGACCGGACGAGGACCAGGAAACUAGCCCCCUACAACUUUCGGAGCAUCGCAGAAUUGGUUUCGCAGCCGAACAUGCGAGGGGUGCGGUACGUGUUCAUGUCCAUCAAUCUCGCAAACUACCACUGGGUGCUCGUCGCUUAUGACGUGCUCAACAGCCGCCUCAACAGUUAA